Molecule: messenger RNA, 675 nt
Organism: Trichoderma breve
Lineage: Eukaryota; Fungi; Ascomycota; Sordariomycetes; Hypocreales; Hypocreaceae
Exons: 2
Coding region: 1-675 (224 amino acids)
Source: RefSeq, a predicted model, not a curated record
AUGGGUAUCAUCCGCAAGACCGCUGUGGGAGUGACUGUUGGCACAGCUGCAGCACUAGGCUAUCUCCAUGUGGCAACAAGCAUCAUCGCGCCGAUUCCUCUCAACGACGCGAUAUACAGCUCCAAGGCAUACAAGAAGUAUAAUCCGCAUAAAAACGCAGCUACCAAUGACAUCUGCGUCAAGACAAUUCCUCUGAAUCGCAUUCGUCCGGAAUUGUUACAGAAGGAGGGAGACCUUGCCUUAGAGCUCUGCCGUGGCGUAUGGCAUGGCUGGGGCUAUGCCAUACAGCGACAGUACUUGCAUCGCAAAUGGUACGGCCCUGAGACAUCCUCACAGCUAUGGACGCGAGACCAGUUCGCUGCCUCAAAGUAUGAGGUCGGAACAGCUGUGACAGAUCACUUUGAAGUGGUUGAUCACACGCCCAAUGAAAUUUUAGUCCGCGCCGGCGGCACUCCUCGGGAGCAGGGCGGACGGCCUGCAGAUGGUUUGUUCGCCAUUGGUGCUGUUGUUGAUCACGACGCUCAAGUCGCGCGAUUAACACUCAAGAGCUGCCUUUUCUCCAGCCACGAGAAGAUAGAAGGCGACAAGGGACCGAUGCCUCCUCCAGUGGAACUUCUGCAUCAGUGGUACUCGCGCGUUCUACUGGUGAGCGCAGCUUCUCGAUUGACGCGGUGA